AUGGUCCCAACUCCAAGAACACGGGCUGCCGUGCUGGCUGCGGCCCUGUGGACUCAGCUCGCAGUGGCUACCCGCGUCGCUUUCAUGUCCGAAUCGACUGGCUCGGGCAUCAUCACGUUCAUGGCCCCCAACAUCACCCAGGCAAUUGCGUGCUACGAUCUCAGUGACUACGGAGAGCUGCCAUCGGUACAAGUCUUGGACUCGACACCCGGCCUCGCGGUCAACUUUUUCCCGGACAGUCAGUGCCAGGGCAAUUCCACGGUCUUCCAUACCGAUGGAUAUCUUAGUGCAUCAGAGGUGGCCUUCGGAAGCUGGUCCAUCACGAAAGACACGCCCAAAAGCGCGAACACCACUGACCUAGUCGCAACGGCUCCAGGAUCUAUCAAAAUGGGCAACUACCAGGAGUUUGGGCUGACCGGCCCGCACACAGACGUGUCGUUGAGCAUUCCGCUGCUUGCGGCCCUACUCCUCACCGCAACUGGCUCAGGUAUCACCACCAUCUAUGCCACGGUAGUUGCUUGUUCAGAAGCUGCUCAAACGGGCGAAGUAAAUGAUAUUCUCGCAUGUAUUUCCGUACCCAUCGCGACAAUCUGCUCAUUCACGGGUGGUUAUCUCUACAAGCACGCUGGGGCCUCUGUCGUUGCUAACACUGCCAUCGAUAUGGCCACUGGAACGAUCACCAACCUCAACGGCCCUAACAAACGCUCAGCCAUCGAUUCAGCGUUGCACGAUUAUCUGAGCGUCUUGCCAAACAGCUCUUAUGUCGGACACAUGUAUCAUGCUGCGUACGAGCAUCCGAGACCAAUGUAUGAGGUCGAACCAGUCCCUGGACACCGAAUGCACUUCUCGGCGUUCAUUGGGGAUGGCUUCAUCACUCACCACAUGCACUAUGCGCAGGAGACCGAAAAGGUCAAACGAGCCCAGGGACUCGACAAGCGCGAUCCACCAUACCCCUAUGACGGUAUCCGAUACAGCGAGAACGGAUUUGAUUGGAACAUGUGUGUCUAUUCCCAAUCCACCUCCUCCAACUGGGACGACUCUCCCAGUUACGACUACAACACGUUCUACGACCAGCUCACCUGCGUCAUUGACAGCCCGGCUCCCUACCAGUCUGCGCAGGCCAUGCAGAUCGAUCUCUACGAUAUCUCUGGUACUCUUUCUGCUGAUAUCGAGAUCAGGCCUUACUCUGGCUCGUCGGCGACGGCGAAUGCUCCUGCGUGCAGCGCGACGCCUCCGCCGAUUAAUGGUGACUAUUUGAAUAGGAAGGAGGAGGAGGACGGCAGGGGGAGGUUCCAGUCGGCGUAUGGAUCAUCUUCCUAG
Messenger RNA from Zasmidium cellare ATCC 36951, 1320 nucleotides. RefSeq lists its product as uncharacterized. The record is from RefSeq and is a predicted model, not a curated record. Bases 1 to 1320 code for a protein of 439 amino acids. The transcript has 4 exons. NCBI's taxonomy places the organism in Eukaryota, Fungi, Ascomycota, Dothideomycetes, Mycosphaerellales, Mycosphaerellaceae.